Perkinsus marinus ATCC 50983 is the source of this 4560-nucleotide messenger RNA. RefSeq lists its product as hypothetical. The transcript has 17 exons. The record is from RefSeq and is a predicted model, not a curated record. Gene Ontology annotation, molecular function: lipid carrier activity; ABC-type transporter activity; ATP hydrolysis activity. Gene Ontology annotation, cellular component: intracellular membrane-bounded organelle; membrane. The coding region runs from base 1 to 4560 and encodes 1519 amino acids. Lineage: Eukaryota; Perkinsozoa; Perkinsida; Perkinsidae. Gene Ontology annotation, biological process: transmembrane transport; lipid transport.
AUGGCAAUCACAGAAGCUGAUCCGAGCCUCACUACGGGUCUCUUCCGCAAGCAAGUACUGGCUUUGACAAAAAAGAACUUCCUUCUCUCUCGAAGGUCCAAGAUAACGGUCUGUUGUGAAGUUCUGUUACCACUUUUCGUCGCAGUGGUUUGCUUUGUUGUUGCCCCGCUGGUCAAUCCGGACUCCCGUGACUUGCAGAUUAUCCCGGAAGCCCCGUAUCCCUAUACGACGUACGAUGGUCGCAGGGACGGGGCGCUGUCCUAUGUGGCCGGCGUGAGGAAGACUUAUAAAGAUUUCCCACAGUUAGCAUCCGUGACGCCCUUCCCGGACUUUUUCAACAGAUCGAACUCUGUGACGUUGCUCCUGACUUGCGCGUGCGGGCAUCUGGCCAUCGGACCUGCUUGGUCACGGGAGGCCGAAGACUUCGCCGCCUAUCUCAAAGGCGAAUUUGAAAGUAUAUUCAAAGGGCGCAGUUUGCCGCAGUGCAGAGGCUUCCCAACGAUAACCAUUUCGACAUCUAUUGCCGACCCGAGGGAGUAUGUACGACGACCAGAAUAUGGUUCGAUGGGCGUCCCGCAGCUCUGUGGGUACAUGGACGUGUUCGAGCCGUAUGAGUUAGUGAUUAUGGCUAAUGCCACUAUUGGUGAUGAUGACCCCUUCAACGCUAUCAGCAUCGACUACAGUAAAAAGAACAAAUUCUGGUAUGCGGAGAAUGGAAACAUAAAACACGGUGAUCCGAUGCUUGACCGUGAAACGAGCAAGGGAGCCAUCAGUUUGCUACCGCAAUGCGCCUUCACUUUGGUAGUCCAGAACCUCGGGCAGCAGUUAUUCCUGGGCAUGGAUAGCCCGUCGGCUAGAUUAGCAUAUCAGAACUUCACCCUACUGCAAGGAUUGACCAUGCUCACCAUAGACCUCAUGCUGUGGACGUUAUUGUAUCUCUAUCUCGAUCAAGUUGUUCCUCAUGAAUACCGCGCCACCCGCAAAUUUUAUUUCCUGUUCACUCGUGGGUUCUGGCGGGAAAUGAUGGGUGAAGAGGACGAGGAGCGGUAUCGAGGAAAAACAGCUGAUCAUGCUUCUUGUGAGAUCAGUAGCGUUACUGUUGAUGAAGGAAUAGAAAAACUCAAAGGGGAAACGCAGAGGAACUUAAAACGAGACGGCCAAGUGGUAUGCAUUAAAAAUUUGGAGGUCGAGUUUGGAAAUUUCCGUGCUGUGGACGGUCUGGACCUCACCAUGUUUCGUGAUGAGUUAUUCGUCCUCCUUGGUCACAAUGGAGCUGGCAAGUCUACGACUAUCAAUGUCCUCAGCGGCACGAUAAAGCCGAGGAGAGGGGACGUGACCAUAUUCAAUCGAGAGGUGCCCGCGGAGAUGCCCGUGAUAAGGAGGAGUAUGGGAAUCUGUCCGCAAAAUAAUGUCUUGUGGGACGACUUGACAGUGUCGGAGCAUUUCGAGUUGUUUGCCAAUAUUCGCGGUUUGUCUACCGAUGCGUACGCUGUGGAGUUUGCGGCUGAGGUUGAACUGGGGCAUAAGUUGGGAGCACGAGUGAAGACGCUAUCUGGAGGUAUGAAGAGGAAGCUCUCGGUCGGGUUAGCAUUCGUAGGAGAUUCGAAGUUGAUCAUACUGGACGAGCCGAGCAGUGGUAUGGACCCGAGUGCCCGGCGUAGGAUGUGGGACUUCCUGAGAUCGAAACGUGAGGGAAGGAUUAUCUGCAUUACUACACACUACAUGGACGAGGCCGAUGUGCUAGCUGAUCGAGUUGGCAUAAUGGAGAAUGGCAAGUUGAUGGCUUAUGGCAGCACCAGCUUCCUCAAGCGACAGUUCGGUACGGGUUAUACCCUCAGCAUUGCCAAGAAGGACUCCACGGUCGCCGAUGCCCCUCUGCGCGAAGUCGUUCGGGAGAGCAUCGACGAUCCGUCCUCCGUCCGGGUACGGUCCAGUGCUGGUCAGGAGCUGGCUCUGCAGAUUCCUUUUGAGAAUGCUCCUCAGCUGCCGUCUGUGUUCGAAAGCCUUGAUGUGUUAAAGUCAGAAGGAAAAGUAUCGUCCUACGGCAUUUCGGUGACCACGAUGGAGGACGUCUUCCUUAAUGUUGCGCGCCGUUCUCAAGGUAAUGAUGACGAGCAGUUGUCCAAGCUGAAGAGCCGAUCGUAUUCGAGUGAGGACAGGAGUGUCAUGUGCGACGUGGUGCUAAAGCCUAACAUGAUGCAACAGUUCUCCGGUCUGAUCACGAGGCGGGUAACGUACGCUUGGCGAAACUGGCCUGGGACUCUGUCGGCCGUACUCAUCCCAUUUCUGGUCAUACUUAUUCUUAUGGGUUUGCAAUACCUCGGUGUGUCCGUGCCCGAUGCUCGCAGAUUGGAUCUGAGCUGGAGUGAAGAUACACCCUACCAGGUCUCCUCACAUGAUCAUGUUGUCGGCCGGUGGGAUCUGAGCGCUCCAGAGGUGGUCACUGUGCAGAGAGGCGCGGUUGGCUUGCCAGAUAUUAGUGCGGCUACACCCCUAACACCAGAGGAGUUCUACAUUUGCAAUCAGUGGAAGCCGUAUGAGAUGAUACCUACUGCGAGCUCAUCGUUUAACAUCAACUUGUGUGCGGCAAUCCUGCGGUUUUCGGCGACACUUAUUGAUGAGAAAACUGCAUGGUUUGAAGUCACUGCGUUGGGGGUCACCUCGCGCUCUGUCUUCGCUGAUAUGACCGCCCUGCAUAUGACGCCGCUUGCCCUGGUUGGUGAUGAAUCCGUUGGUGUAGUCAACUAUCCCUUCCCUCACACGGCGUAUCAGGAGAGCAAGUCCCGAAGUAAUCUCGUGCUCACUCUGGCAGUUGGCGGCUACUUUGCCAUUGCUCUCACUGUAGUAGCAGGAUCUUUGCUGUCAUAUGUCAUGAUGGAGAAAACGAGAGGCAUCAAAGAACAGCUCUACGUUAGUGGCUGUGGUUUGCUGACCUAUUGGGUGGCGAGUUGGAGUUUCGAUUUUCUCCUCACUUUUAUCGCGAUAUGCCCAACGUGGAUACCCCUAACUAUUUUCGACAUUAAGGCGUACCUCGACUUAAGCAAUAUGGCCGCGGUAUGGAUGCUGCUUAUUGGAUUCUGUUUUGCGAUGCCCCCAUUUAACUAUCUCGUGUCCCUGCUCUCACGUACCAAUACUAUCGCUACUUACAUGCAGGUGGGGGCCGGCGUAGGGGGUGGCCUUAUUGGCUCUUUCGUCGUAGCUGUUUUGUACUAUGGUGUUGUUGCUCCCGAGAUCGCCUUGGUUCUCGCGUGGAUGCUCAGAGUUGUUCCCACCUUCCCGGUGGCGCAAGGCCUCACGACACUCUUCUUCGCUCAUGUGGGGUACUUGAAUGCUCCUACGGGUGACCCUGUCGAGACCCACGCCUUCGACUCGCAAAUGCUGAACACGUGCAGUGAAGUUCGUCUCAGCGGCCUCGCCGAUAAAGUAUAUGAUACUUGUUUUGGAGUUGCUGGUGAUGAUGUGAUAAUGCUCUUUCUCUCGGGAGUGAUAUAUUUCGGUCUCACCAUCUUGAUCGACUAUAGGAAGAACGAUGAUAAGUGGAACCCCGACCGACAGCUGCAUGUCCCCCCGGAGAAGCGUGGUGAGGAGGAUGGGAGGGUCGUAGCAGAGAAGGGAAGGGUGGCCAAGCUCGAGCCCACCACGCAGAUGAUCUACUUUAAUGAUCUCAAGAAAGUCUACAACCCGGGGAAGAAGAGUGAAGUAUGGGCAGUUCGAGGUAUCAACUACGCCUUGGGUGAUGGUGGAGUCUUCGGUCUGCUCGGUGUCAACGGUGCUGGCAAGACUACGACAUUCAGGAUGCUAUGUGGGUUGAUAAGACCAAGUUGUGGUCACAUCACACUGCUCGGUCAACCACUGCUCGGAAACGUCUAUGAGGUUCGUCGAAGCAUUGGGUAUUGCCCUCAGGACAGCCCCUUAUUGGAAGGACUUACCACUGAGGAGCAUCUCAUUUUAUACGGUCGAAUCCGUGGAGUAUUGCCCGCUGUAUUGGAGGACCAUGUUUCGGAGUUGUUGGAAAUUCUCCAGCUCGAGCGUUAUAGUGACAAGAUGGCAACAAGGCUUUCUGGUGGUAACCAGCGGAAGCUCUGUGUUGGCAUCGCUCUGGUUGGGCAGCCUUCCUUGCUAUUCCUCGACGAGCCGACCACGGGUGUUGAUCCUGAUGCACGGAGACGUAUCUGGGAUGUCAUUCACAAGAUAGCUCACGGGCGAGCGAAAUCUUCCGCGGUUGUGCUCACGACGCAUAGUAUGGAAGAGGCUGAUGCUCUGUGUGAAACUAUGGUCAUCCAAGUCGACGGUCAGUUCCGUUGUAUUGGUUCAUCCCAGCAGAUCAAGACGGAUUACGGUCAGGGCUUCAAAUUGUGGAUAUCCUUCGUGGAGUCAUCAGCUGCUACUGCGAGUAGUGAGCUCCUCAACAAUUUCUUUGUCGCCAUAAAUAGUGACAAGUCUGGGCGAGUAGAACUGACUGAUGAGGAGGUGUGGACGACUCUUGGCACGCUGGGUGAGGAAAUCGUUGGCACCAGGCUCAUUUUCAACAGAUUUGCCCAGGGUGACCCUCCAUCGUGA